GAGAGGUACUUUGAUUGUGCAUCGGGGGAAUGACUGUGGACUUUCUUUUGGUAUUUUUAAUGGCGGAACUUUUUGCAGUAGCGAGGACCACAAAGGCACAGCCGAUGCUCACUGCAUCUCCGAGUCUGUAAACAGGUACAGGUAGAUGUAGCGGAGAGAGGGCAAGUGCCUUUUAGAAUACAAACACAAGAAGAAGCAGCAACAUCCCCACCACCACCCACUCCCUCGGCAUUGCCAUCCAUCAUCAGUGUACUCUUAUCAAAUGCCCAUGUCCUCCUCCACCUAUAUUUAUCAUAGCCUGAUCUCAAAAUCAACUCUCACUCUCUCUCCUUCCUGGUUGACCCGUGGGUGCACUCUUCUCUGAAAGAUAGUAACUCUCUCUCUCUCUCUCUCUCUCUCCCUCUCUCUCUCUCUAUGUGUGUGUCUGUUGAUCGACAAGGAUGAUGAAAGAAAGAGUACUUUGAGAGGGAAUGCUCAUCUGUCAGAGGGGUGACUAGAGAAGGGUCAGAAAUCUGCAGGACCCAUCAACCACAGUUGCCUGAGAGACCAGAAGGGGAAUGCUUCUUGAUACCUCCACAGACAAACCACCGUCAUCGUCGUAGCCGUCGUCUUCUUAUGUCUCCAUCCCCCAUUUCAAGCUGAGAGAGCACUCCAUCAUGCCUUCUCAUGGCGGGCCUCUCUUUUGUUGAGCAUGCUCACAUGAAUUUCCAGUCUUCCAGCAUCGGGUCGGCCGGGCCUGGCGGCAUCCCGGCCUCCGUCGACUCCUUCUCUCAGCUGCCCUUCAUCCGAUCGGGCGUCCUUGUCGAGAACGCCGCCACCACCGCCAACAACAACAGCAGCGGCAGUAACAAUAACGGCAAGAAGGAGAAGGCCAUUCGCCUCUUCGGCAUAGAAUUCAGCGAGCAGAAGCCGGGCCGGGGCGGUUCCGUGGAGGAGGAGGACUCCGACGAGACGAUCUGCGAGGAGGAUAACAAGGAGCUAGAGGACGGGAACAGCAGUAGCAACAACAACAACAGCAACAACAACGGCAUCUCCGGGAAUAACAACGAUGCUAGUAUUGCUAGUCGUGGUGGUACCACCGCCGCCGUCGCUGCCAUCACCGCCGCCAGCAGCGGGAGUAGGAAAUUCGAGUGCCACUACUGCUGCCGGAAUUUCCCGACGUCUCAGGCCUUGGGAGGCCAUCAGAAUGCACACAAGAGAGAGAGGCAACACGCCAAGAGGGUGCACCUGCAGUCGGCCAUGGGGCACCCUGGCUCCGUGGGUUCGAGCCUAGGUCCAGUGUACGGGCUCAUGAAUUACCAACAGCAGCAACGAUUCCCGGUCUUGAACCGCACACUCUUAGGUGGCUUCGAGACCACGUCCUACUCAUGGCUGCCUAACGUGCCACAGACGAUCAAUGGCAGCCCACUGCAGCCUCUGUGGAGAGUCCCCGUGCUCCCGAGCAGCCACGCUCAGGAGGGGUACCAGCAGCACCACCAGGCCCUCCUCCCACUGCAGCUGUUCGCAGCAGAGGGUUCGUCCUCCUCCAGGCCGGGGGACGAGCUCGGUCACCAGCAGGCGGAGCCUACACCGCCGUCGGCGAAGGACAAUAAAAGAAAACUAUCAGGUGAUUAUGCUCCAUGGCCGCCGAGUUCUCCUCAUGUAAUCCUUGAUAAUCCAAAAAAAGGAAAGGUAGAGGAUUCUCUUUCCUAGGCUUCAACGGCUUUCCACAAAGAGAGGGGUGGGGAAGAGAGAAAGAGAGAGAGAGAGCUGCGUUAAUUGGUCCAUUGCAAUGGUUUAGUGGGUCCCUGAAAGAUUAAGUCUGAAGCCUGAUCGUCCAUUAAUGAAGGGCUUGCUCAAGCUGCAAAAUUGGGACCAUUCCCAUCUCGAGUGACCUCUGGUCGCCUCUUUCUCUAUCUCUCUGCUUCAUAUUCUACAAAUUUUUGACUUAUCUUCGUGACUAGCUCGUGCAUCUUGAGUCAUUUGUGACGCCAAUAUUCUCCUUCAAAUAGAAACAAAGGAAGGGAUGAGUUUCCUGCAACCGCUGUACUAUUCUCACAGAAGACACUGCUCCUAAUGAAGUCAGAUACUGCCACCGAGAUAGCAAACUGAUUUUUCCGACCUGGAUUUCACGCAAUCUCACGUUUAUUUCAAAGGAGAGAGACAGAAAAAAGGAAGAAAAGGAUGCCAUCGACAAUGGGGAGUUCGAUUCAUGUCGUUUUCCACAUCUCAAAUCCUGGAAACCUUUUUUCUAAUGGAAGAUAUGGCUACCAUCUUUACACGACGCUUGUUUCAGCAGAUAUUUUUUCUAAUGUGACGCUCUUAAGUUCGCGCAUUCAUUUUCAUACAAGCGGCCGGUUCUACUGAAAGCCAUGGAGCCAAUCGCAUAUAUUCCACUCUAAUUAAUUAAACAUGAAUUCCAUGUGGGAGGGGAUAUCCCUCACAACAGUCAUGAUAUUUUUUUUAUUGUCUUGAUCGCCGUUUGAAUAUUAUUAUGGCAUUCAUAGCUCUCAUUGGUCAA
Nymphaea colorata (pocket water lily) is the source of this 2500-nucleotide messenger RNA. Its product is annotated as zinc finger protein 8-like. Gene Ontology annotation, biological process: trichome morphogenesis; response to gibberellin; trichome differentiation. NCBI's taxonomy places the organism in Eukaryota, Viridiplantae, Streptophyta, Magnoliopsida, Nymphaeales, Nymphaeaceae. Gene Ontology annotation, molecular function: DNA-binding transcription factor activity. The coding region runs from base 667 to 1692 and encodes 341 amino acids. The record is from RefSeq and is a predicted model, not a curated record. The transcript is spliced from 2 exons.